UGAUCAUAAAAUUAUAAAGCUAAAAUUAAAAAAUUUAAAUCUAUUUUUUUAAAUUGUUGCUUUCUUAAGUAAAAAAAUCUUUACAAUGCAUUUAAAAAGCAUAUUAAUCUUUUGUGCAUUAUGUUUUUUUACUGACACAAUGAGCGAAGGACUUAAUGCACUCCACAUACAAUCUUUCCAAGUAUUAGUACAAAAUUUUAAUAAUAAAGAAACAGUAGAAAAAGUUCUUAAGUAUUUUGGUAUUGAUAAAGAGUACAAUUAUAACUCUGAAGAUAAUACAUUCAUAAGAGCUUUCAAGAUUCUAAAUUUUGUGGCUGGAGUUGACAAGUUGAGCGAUAACACUAGGUUAGCAGAAAAACUGGAUAGAGAAAUGGUAGAAAAUAUCUCAACUCUGUUCAGUGAACUUGACAUAGAAAAAGAUGGUGUUAUAGAUGGUAGUCAAUACAAUGAAAUUCGUAAAAAAUGUCAUCACUAUGUUCAAAGAGGUGGUUUGAUUGAUGAUUGGAAAGAAAAUAUUAACCUUAAAAAACUUUACGAGUUAGGCGAUAUACUGCUCGAAUUAUUACAAUACAGAAAAAAAUUAAAUGGGAAUAUGUUUAGAAAAAUUCAUCGGAAUUGCAUUGUCAUGUUUAUUGAAAGUAUCAAAAAUGGCGUUAGUCCAAAGAAGAAAUAUGCAAAAUAUUUAGAUAACACUAUUUAUUUUUAUAUUCAAAAUCGUCCACGUGAAUGGUAUCUUUAAGUUUAUAUUACUCAUCAUAAAAUUACCAUUGAUAUGAUAGUACAAUACAAUUUUUCUCAAAUAAUUUUAAAAAUAUAAUCAAAUGAAAUAAUUAUUUGUGUAUCUAUAGAAAUGUAAUUUCCUGUUUUGAAUGAUAUGUAACAUAAAAAAAGUUUAAAAGUAUUAUUAUUUA
Daktulosphaira vitifoliae (grape phylloxera) is the source of this 911-nucleotide messenger RNA. RefSeq lists its product as uncharacterized. The transcript is spliced from 6 exons. NCBI's taxonomy places the organism in Eukaryota, Metazoa, Arthropoda, Insecta, Hemiptera, Phylloxeridae. Bases 86 to 739 code for a protein of 217 amino acids. The record is from RefSeq and is a predicted model, not a curated record.